CUGUUGGUGGACAGUAGAUCAUUCCUGGAGUAUUCGACCAAUCACAUCCAGUCUUCCAUGAACGUAGCUUCUUCGAAAAUGAUUAAAAGGAGACUCUUGAAUGAUGAAGUUGCAUUGUCAGUCCGAGACCUACUCAGGCAGAGCUCAAACAACUACAGCAACUUUAACACCCUUAUUGGCAUUGAUGACAACAAUAACAAAAAUGCGGAUGACGUCCUUGACAUUCAAAUUGACCCAAUUAACGAUGUCAUCAUCUAUGAUCAGUGCAGUACAUGCCCUGACCUACUUAACAAUAACUGCUUCCUCCAUGUACUCAUCACAAAAUCUCUCUCUGCCUUUAAAAAUGUUUUCUUUUUGAGAGGUGGCUUCAUAGAAUUUCAAUCCCUCUACCCAUCUCUGUGUUACGGAGAGAAGGACCUCUCAAUAUCCCAGCCAUGCAUAUCAGUUUCAGUUUCAGGACCUACUCGCGUUUUACCGUUUUUGUUUUUAGGAUCUCAGCAAGAUGCCAUGUCCCAAGAAAUUAUGACACAAAAUGGGAUUUCCUACGUGUUGAACGUAAGUUUGGACGGUGACAGGCCGCCCUUUCUUGGGGAGGGCCAUUUUUUGAGGAUUCCCAUCAGGGACAGCCACUACGAGUCCCUCCUACCCCAUCUUCCUGCUGCUUUCCAGUUCAUCGAUAAAGUACGAGAGACGAAUGAAUGCGUGCUGGUGCACUGCCUGGCUGGCAUCUCACGAUCGCCAUCCCUGGCCAUCGCCUACCUCAUGAAUCACCUGGGCCUUUCUGUCGACGGUGCCUACAAGUAG
This is a messenger RNA of Helobdella robusta, 804 nucleotides long. RefSeq lists its product as hypothetical. The record is from RefSeq and is a predicted model, not a curated record. Gene Ontology annotation, molecular function: MAP kinase tyrosine/serine/threonine phosphatase activity; protein tyrosine/threonine phosphatase activity. Gene Ontology annotation, biological process: negative regulation of MAPK cascade; protein dephosphorylation. The annotation marks the transcript as partial. Gene Ontology annotation, cellular component: cytoplasm. The transcript has 6 exons. NCBI's taxonomy places the organism in Eukaryota, Metazoa, Annelida, Clitellata, Rhynchobdellida, Glossiphoniidae.